CGCGUUCCUUGCAUUCUCGUCGAUCCCAAUUCCGAUUCCGAAUUCUCGAUCCCGAUCAUUCUCCCUCGCCGUCCAUGGCCGAAACCGCCUCCGUCGCAGACACGAGAGCCGGAUCGCAGAGCCCGGCUCCGGUGGGAUUCAGCGGGGUCCCGUCGUUCUCCCUUAAGAUCUGGCCUCCCACGCAGCGGACUCGCGAUGCGGUGAUCCAUCGUCUGGUGGAGACGCUGACCACCCAAUCCGUCCUCUCCAAGCGCUACGGCCUCCUCUCAGAGGAAGAGGGCACUUCUUCGGCCCUCGCCAUCGAGGAGGAGGCCUUCUCUACCGCCAGCUCUGCCGCCGCUGCCAGCAGCGGCGCCGAUGACGACGGAAUCGACGUCCUCCACGUAUACUCCCGGGAGAUCAGCCGAAGGGUGAUAGAGUCUGCGAAGGUAAGGGCCGCUGCCUCUUCCGUCAACCCUCAAAGCUAGGCAUGCCUGUGAGGAAACCUUAGUCCUCUGUACCUGCUUGUCGAUUCUUAUGUUCCCUUGGUUCGUUUGCUUUUCUUACUGUUUACCAAAAAUUCGUGCUUUGGAAUUGCGUGAUUGGAUUGAUAUUUAUGGUCUUCUUAAAUUGUCACUUAUGUGAUGGUGGCUGAAUUUCAAGUGUUGGUUUAUUUUUGUUGGUCCUGUGUUCCAAGUGUAUUCAUCAAAACUUGGAUUUCUGUACUCAUUGUUCACUUGUGGAUUUGCCUCAUGGAUUCCCUCUUUUA
Zingiber officinale is the source of this 748-nucleotide messenger RNA. Its product is annotated as WPP domain-containing protein 1-like. The record is from RefSeq and is a predicted model, not a curated record. Gene Ontology annotation, biological process: mitotic cell cycle; lateral root development. NCBI's taxonomy places the organism in Eukaryota, Viridiplantae, Streptophyta, Magnoliopsida, Zingiberales, Zingiberaceae. Bases 75 to 467 code for a protein of 130 amino acids. The transcript has a single exon.